Molecule: messenger RNA, 793 nt
Organism: Styela clava
Lineage: Eukaryota; Metazoa; Chordata; Ascidiacea; Stolidobranchia; Styelidae
Source: RefSeq, a predicted model, not a curated record
UUGGCUUAGGUUGUACCAGUACCGGUAUAGUUUAUCAAAAUACAGAAAAUAAUAUUCUUAUUCCUGUAUUCAUUACAGUGUCUAAUAAUCGAUAAUUUAUCCAUAAAGCAGUAAAGUAAUGGCUAGGUCAGCGAAUUUUGUCAAUAGCGAAAAGCAGCUCCUUGUCCAGAUAAUUAGCGAACAUCCCCAAGUGGAGUCAAAAAGAACGGACAAGGUGUCAGUUGUGCAAAAGAAUUUGGCUUGGAAGCAAAUCGAAGCCAAAUUCAAUGCAACUGGCACCUUGUGUCGCCGAACUGAAAAAAAUCUGAAGGAUGCGUGGAAAAACAUCAAAAACAAAGCAAAGCAAGACAAUGCCCAACGCAAACGCCAUUUGAGGCAGACAGGAGGUGGGCCUGGUGUACCCACCGAUGAACUCAGCGAGAAAGUUGAGGCUCUCAUUCCUAGACAAAUAAAUUGCCUUGCGAACAACUUCGAUGAUGACAAUCAAAUUGAAAGCUCGCUCGAAGAACAAACAUACACACUUGUUUCAGUAGCUGAGGAAUCUUCAUCUUUCUCAGAUGGUAACGAAUCAGCAGUUUUGCAGACAUUGAGUACAGAUAGACAGUGUAGCAGCACAAUGGAUGAUUUGAGAAGAAGGGUGUUGACAGAGAAGUUGGAGGCAAUGGCGGAGGAGAGGAAAAUGAGAAGGGAAGAGCAUGAUAUAAAAAUGGAGUAUUACCGUAAAAAAAUAGCUAAGUUAGAAUGAAGGAUUUUAUUGUUUUAUUUGUUUUUGUUGCAAAAUGGUUAAUUAAAA